CGGACUCAUGACGCUGUAGGCCCGGCCCCAGCCCACGAAACCCAUACCUCAAUCGAGGGGAAAAAACCCUGGCAAAGGCGAAGCCGUAAUUAUUCCCGGGACGCACUUCCCCGGCGGCGACCACCGCUCGCUGCCGGGACCCUCGUCGCCGCCGGUCCCCGUGCGGCCUCCUCCUCCACGCCGCCGGCCAUGUUCUCCAUCGCGGCCAUCAACGAGAGCGACACCGUCGGCCAGUGGGAGCCGCUCGCGCCGACCAAGGAAGCACAGGAAUCUGCACUUUCGCAUAAAUACCAUGAGGGACUCCUCAAGUUGCAAGAAAAAGACUACACAAAAGCUUGUGAACUUUUGGAGGAUGUUUUGAAGGAUCCACUAAUAUCCGAAAUUCAGGUUGAGAACAUUGGCAGUGAUCAGCAUUUGCUGCAGCUAAGGUUUUUGACAUUGAAAAACCUUGCAUCUGUUUUCCUUCGACAAGGAUCGAAAUUUUAUGAUAAUGCUCUCCGCUGUUACCUACAAGCUGUGGAGCUUGAUACAAAUGAUUCAGUUGUAUGGAAUCAUCUGGGAACACUCUCGUGCACAAUGGGUUUGCUGAGCAUAUCAAGAUGGGCAUUUGAGCAAGGGCUUCUAUGCAGCCCAAACAAUUGGAACUGCAUGGAGAAACUUUUGGAGAUCCUUAUAGCGAUCCGUGAUGAAGUCGCUUGUCUUUCAGUAGCAAGUUUAAUACUUAUGAAUUGGCCAUCACAUCAUCGUGCAUUACAUGUAAAGAAGACCAUUGAAGAUGUGGAACCAGUGCCUUUUGCACCACGGGGUAUCGACAUCCUUGAACCCAAGCAUGCCAAACUUGAAUUUUCCAAUAAAAGAAAAUCUGCAGACAAUGUAUUAAAUCAAGAAACAAGGAAGAGGAGUAAACGGGGUGCAACAUUGCAACUUGUUGAAGCCAAAUGGACAUCGGUUUUAGAUGGCAUCAUAAGUCUCUUAACUGCAAAAAAUGUGAAAGCUGAUGAAAAUCAUUGUGCAAAUACUGAGACUAGAUGUUCAGACACUGAGGGGACUGUCAAGGGGCUUGGUUAUAACACAGUGGAUGUCGUCUUAUCUAUAGGUACAUCCAAACCUAUGGAAUCUGCUGGUGAAAGUGAAAAUGUUUUGUACCGGGAUGGUGAAAGUUUACAAUCGCAUGAUGGCACACCUACAGUUAAAGAGAAAGAUGUUAAUUCAGACAGAGAACAUCCUCAUGAAAGGCGAAGCAGACGCCUUGAGAGGCUGCGGAGUCGCAAACCCGAAAAAGAUGAAAAUGAAUCCAAUGGCAAAGAUUUAUCUCAUGCAAUAACUCAGUUUCUAGACUCAUUUAUCCUGAAGGGGGCAAGCACUGCAUAUAAGACUGAUUCUUCUGGAAAUGCUGACAUUUCUAAUCCAGAAAUUCCCACAUAUACGUCCGACCGUGAGACAGACGAUGUUAAGCAAUUUCUAUUGAAGAUAUGCAAGAAUAAUGGUCCUUGUCAUAUUGGCUUUAUGUUAUUGGAGGAGAUUGCUCAUAUCGACAUACCUUUUCAAGAUUACUUUGCUAACUUUGUUGAACUAGAGAAACUUACUAGAGGCUGGGCGCAAGAUAGAUCUGCGCUGUGCAGUUUAUUUCUUGCUGAACUAUACUAUGAUCGAGCUAUAUGUUCUGGAAGCCCAUCAACAUCCUCAGAACUAUCUGAUUCUUCUUACCAUCUUUGUAAGGUCAUCGAAUCAGUAGCUAUGGAAUUGCCAUUAUCUGUUGAGAAAAUGAACUCUACCAGCUUUGAUUUGGACAAGGAAAACUGCAAGGCAGAAAUACGUUCAAGUGAUAAAACAGAGAGAAAUGCUUCAGAUACGUCCAAAAGCUGUUCAAACUCUAACGGAUCAAUUUCCAGUAACAUGUUUUGUGAUGAAACAUCUUCUUCAAAUACUGAUUAUGUGUUCUGGAUUCGCUUCUUCUGGCUGAGUGGCUGUCUGUCCCUUGCACAAGAGUGCAAAGAAAAAGCUUAUAAGGAGUUCAAUGUUGCUCUGUCACUCCUAAGAAGUAGCAGCAAAACCAAUAGCAGUAGAGAGUUUAUCCCUCUACCUCACAGCAAGCUUGUAAAGUUUCUGACAGCUGAUAGGAUUCUGCGUGAAAUUAACUUGAUCAAGCUCGAUUAUUUACUUUGGAAGAACGAUGAAAAUAUCAACAACAUAACUCAUACAGAGUUCAAGGAAUUGCUUCCUCCACUGUUGCUUUCCACCAAUGAUGUCUAUGGUGGCAAUGCAUAUGAUUUGCCGAGCAAAAGUGAGAACGUGAUUUCACUUGAGUUGGGUGCCUUGGAUGUCUUAAUAUCUGCAUGUGAAAGGGCUAAACCAAUGAACGUCAAUAUCUAUCUUGACUCUCACCGAAGGAAAAUACAAGUUCUAACUGUGGCAGCUGGCAUGGUUGGAUCUAUUACUCCCCACAAGGGAAACAUUUCAAGUGAUGCGGAUUUUGUGGAAGCAAUGAACAGAAAUCGGUUGGACAGUGUUGUGGACGCAGUCAAGGACGUAUCACGAAGUGUCAGUACAGCAAAAGACGUUAUUGAUCAAUGUGAUACUUCUGAUGGGCAAGAGGGCUUGAGUUCACUAGUUCAUAUCAUUGGCAAUAUUCAAUCAUUGCUUCUUACAAUCAUGUGUGCUGCUGUCAAGAUGAUUGUAUGGAGAAAACUCUCGUGCUCUGGAACCUCGGAUGAGGCUGACCAGUUGGAGAGUUCUUGCCUUGUAGAUGCAGCCAUUGCGUUUUGCAAACUUCAGCAUCUUGAUCCAACGAUAUCGGUCAAAACUCAGGUUGACUUAAUUGUCGCAGUCCAUGAUUUGCUUGCUGAGUAUGGGCUCUGCUGUGCCGGAAGGGACGGUCAAGGGGAGGAAGGGACUUUCCUCAAGUUUGCAGUCAAACAUCUCAUGGCACUAGACGUGAAGCUAAAAUCUCAACUUAAUCCAAAUGGAAUGGAAGGAGAUUCACUUCUAAAAAGUGGCAGAGCAGAGGACAGUGUAACUGAUGACCGCUCUAUUUGUGACGAUAAGCAUAACUCUGAGGAUGAGGAAGAAUCGGAGUUGGAGGAAAUGCAAUCAAGUAUUGAUAGUGCCUUGGACCAGGCUUUUUUCUGCUUAUAUGGUUUGAAGAUAAACCCGGAUUCUUGCAGUGAAGAUGAUCUAGCCGUACAUAAAAAUGCAAGCCGUGGUGACUAUCAAACAAAAGAACAGUGUGCUGAUGUGUUUCAGUAUGUCCUACCAUAUGCAAAAGAGCUAUCUAAAACUGGUUUGGUUAAACUACGGAGAGUGCUGCGCGCGAUACGCAAACAUUUUCCGCAGCCACCUUCUGAAAUAUUAGUUAAUAACCCUCUUGACAAUUUCCUGGACGGACCUGAUUCAUGUGAAAAGAUACUCUGUGAAAUUUAUGAUACCCAUGGAUCCAGGGAAGCAGUCCUGAAUGUACUGUUUCCAGGUGAAAGAGGCUAUGAAGCAUUCAAGAAACUUUCCGCUGACAGCUCCGAGCCUUACUCAGAUGUUUAUGGAAGCCUGUAUCACUACAUCACAGAAGCUGAAGAUACAAGUCCCAGCGACAAGUACACAGGUUUUGUGUUGAAAAAGGAAGGAGGAGAAUUUGUUGAACAAAGUGCAAAUCUUUUCAAGUAUGAUCUGUUGUAUAACCCAUUACGGUUUGAAAGCUGGCAAAGGCUUUCAAGUUUAUAUGAUGAGGAAGUUGACCUGUUGCUGAACGAUGGUAGUAAGCAUAUAAGCAUUUUGGAUUGGCGAACAAAUACAGCUUUAAUUCAAAGGGUUGAGGCAGGCCGUAGACAUAGUCGACGCAGCCUGAUGAUGAGUUUAAUAUUGGCUAAAACUAUUCCUGAUCAGGUUGAAAUGCAUGAAUUGUUGGCCCUAGUUUACUAUGACAGCGUUCAAAAUGUGGUACCUUUUUAUGAUCAAAGAUCUAUAUUGCCUGUGAAGGAUGCAACAUGGGACAUUAACUGCCAAAAUUCGCUGAAGCAAUUUGAGAAGGCUUUUGAACUCUUGUCUCAGUGGCUCCAUGCAUUUUACCUUGGAAAGCUGUGUGAGAAACUGGGGCAAUCACCUGCUAAGGCAUUUUCAUACUACAAGAAAGCCAUCACAUUGAAUCCAACUGCAGUUGACCCGGUUUACAGGAUGCAUGCAUCACGCUUGAAAUUACUUUAUACCCGAGGGAAACAGAAUCUUAAUGUGAUACAGGUAGUUGCUGAUUACACAUACAACCAGUCGACUAAGGAAAAUGUCUUGAGCAUGCUGGGGUCCUCUGAACAGAAUGAUAAUGCUCUGGAUGAUGCGGAGGGAAAUAAGUUAGUUAAGCCUGACUUACUUGAUAAAGCAUGGCACAUCCUUUAUGAUGACUGUCUGCAUGCCCUUGGUACUUGUGUGGAAGGGGAGUUAAAGCAUUUCCACAAGGCAAGGUACAAGCUUGCUCAAGGAUUUUAUAGAAGGGGUGAAGCAGGGGACCUGGAGCGGGCUAAGGAAGAGCUCUCAUUUUGUUUCAAAUCCACUCGCUCUUCCUUUACAGUGAACAUGUGGGAAAUUGAUGGUGCUGUUAGAAAAGGAAGGAGGAAAAAUCCGAAUAUCGGUGUAUCCAGAAAGAAUCUGGAGGUCAGUUUAUCAGAAAGUUCACGAAAAUUCAUUACAUGCAUCAGGAAGUAUAUGAUACUAUACUUGGACCUGUUGGAGAAGAACAUGGAUUUGUGGACUCUUGAGAGGGCAUACACAUACCUGCGAACCGAUAAGAGGUUUGCUCUAUGUUUGGGUGAUAUUGUUCCUGUCGGUCUCGGGAAGUAUCUUCAAGUUUUAACAGCAGCGAUCCGUGAUCCUGAGAUCCGUCGAGUUUGUGGUGAUGUUUCUACUGAGCAACUACUUGAGAAAAUGUUUGGCGUAUUCAUGGACCAUGCAAACAUGUUGGCUGAUAUAAGCACCAUACCAGAGGUGAACAGUCCAGAGUUGUCAGAAAGCAAUCUUUACGGCUAUAUCCACCAAUAUAUCCAUUUGCUCGAAAGCGAUGUCCGAGUAGAUGUUCUUGAAGCACUAAACGAGAAGAUAAGAAAGCGUUUCAAGACACCUAAAUUGACAAAUAGCAACUUUGCGAAGAUCUGUAAGCAUGCUUCUCUGUCAUGGUGCCGGUGUAUACUCAUCAAAUUGGCCUCAAUCACCCCGCUGCCUGAAUCUAUGGACACAGACAAUCAGCCUGUUCCAUUAUCCAAUGGCCUUCUAUUGUACGUUGAUCUGCAACCUGAUGAGCUCCUUAUCUCAUCCCCUGAUGGGCCUACUCAAUUCAAAGGUCUUGACAUGAAUUGGUUUGAGACACUCGCUAGAAUUAAAAACAUUCCGAUCAGACAGACAUCCGAAGAUAACAUGGAGACUGCAGUUACUGUAAUGAAGAGCACUUCCAACUUUUAUCGGGACAGUUCUUGUGGAACAUUUCCCUCAGGUAUUAAUCUCUACACAGUAACCCCAUCCCAGGCAUCUGUUGAAGGGUUAUUACAGCAAGCCCCCGGUAUAGUUGAUACCCUUGACCUAAGCAUCCCAAGGAAGCUCCUUCUGUGGGUAUAUACAUUAGUUCACGGUCGAUAUUGCAACAUAUCCGCCGUCGUGAAGUACUGCGAUGAGAUGAAGGCAAGAAAUAAAAGAGGAACCCUAACGGCGGCAGCUUCGUCACAAGUCACGCCUCCAGCACCGCACAGCUCUGUUUCUUCUCAUGUUACAUCUAAAGAAAAGAGUGCGCAAACCGUGUCCAGUGAAGCUCAAGAAGCAAAUGCCUCUGCUCCAGUUGCGGCCACUGUUCCUCUCCACCAAGAAGCAGAGGGCAGCGCAUCGCUGAUUGCCACCGAGGCACAGAAACCCAGCGCCGUGGCAUCCCAACUCUCACGCAGCAGCUCAUCUAGGACAAUGGAAAGUGCUCCGGAUGGCGGUCAAGGCAAUGCCGGUGCAGCUUGAAUGUACAUGCUUAUCUACACCCAUGUGAGCUCCGCGGAUGGUCAUGAGAUUAGAUUGAAGGCUUCUUCCUUCCAGCAGAAAUAUGAUGUACUGCAGUUGUAGCAGAAGUAGGCCUGAGGUCUUUCCUGGUGUACAAACUAACCUUAUAGUACAAGCUAAUGUAGCACUAAGACAUGUUUGAUUUGCAGCCACACUUUGCCAAAUGUUAGACAUACAAGUUGGGCGAGUGUUUGGUUGUAGUCAGAGUUGUGAUGCGCCACACUUUUUUAACAUCUUACCCCACUUUUCAGACU
Molecule: messenger RNA, 6266 nt
Organism: Triticum aestivum (bread wheat)
Lineage: Eukaryota; Viridiplantae; Streptophyta; Magnoliopsida; Poales; Poaceae
Product: calcineurin-binding protein 1
Exons: 21
Coding region: 190-5973 (1927 amino acids)
Biological process (GO): chromatin organization
Cellular component (GO): nucleus
Molecular function (GO): nucleosome binding; protein binding
Source: RefSeq, a predicted model, not a curated record